AUGGUCUCCAUUACUCAAUACACCUACCCGAUUCGCCCACUACCUAUACGACCUAUUCGUACACAGUCAUCAAGCAAGGAUCUUCAGUGGACCUCUACGUAUGACAGCGUAUUCAGCCAGUACAUCCAUGCCGAAGGACUAGAGGCCGCGACAUGCAACCCUGCUGCGCUUGCAUAUCCGACUGCAGCAUUGAACGAACCAUCACCUGUGGUUCCAAGUAUCUAUCCCGAGCCAUCUCAGCACAACAGACUGUGGAGUGCGAAUUCAUUCGAUGCAAAGGACAUCUACCAACCUUCGCCGACUUUCAGCUCCUGGAUGGGCGAUGAAAGCGAGAUCAAUCUACAUCAUCCCAUGAUGUCCCAGCCAAUAGCAAGGAUACCGAUCUAUCAAAACGACAUGUCAACGUCAGGGCUGCGGAUAUGUUACAAUCCCACACUGGCUCCGUCACGAGUUGAGGAGACCGCGAGCGAGAUGUAUGUGAGCAGAUCAAGAAGAGUGUCACGCACACCAUCGACAUCACGUCGUCAACAACGAACACCUUCAUCGGGGACACGAUCGCCUCGGCGGCGUCAACGGCGAACACCCUCAUCAAAAGGUCACAGUCGCAAGUCAUCUGGACAGGUGCAGAGUCCGCGAGGAUCAUCAGGCAGUUUCGUGAACUAUACACCACACGAUAGCGAGAAGCUGUUGACCGGAGUGGCACCUUCGGGCAGUAGCAAGACCAAAGCGCGACGAGAAAGGGAAGCAGUGGAGAAACGGCGAAGGUUCAGCCAGGCAGCGCUGAAAGCAAUGGUCAAAGCAGGGGGUGACUUAGCGGAGCUGCGAGAUGCAGGGCUGAUGAUCGGAUAG
This is a messenger RNA of Aureobasidium namibiae CBS 147.97, 849 nucleotides long. RefSeq lists its product as uncharacterized. The coding region runs from base 1 to 849 and encodes 282 amino acids. The transcript has a single exon. The record is from RefSeq and is a predicted model, not a curated record. NCBI's taxonomy places the organism in Eukaryota, Fungi, Ascomycota, Dothideomycetes, Dothideales, Saccotheciaceae.